AUGGCUGACGAGAAAAUCCCCGAGAUGCACCUCCACCACCUCAACCCACCAUUCUCACCCCGUCCAAUUCCCCCGGAACCUCCAACUCUCCCUUCCUCCUCAUCUCCCACCUCUCCCGCCCCACAUGUUGCCCUCGACACGGCGACGUCGCUCCCACUUUCCCCGCUGGCCUCCCUUCCCACCAUCGCAGGUAAAGGAAACGCCUGCUACCUCGCCAAUUCGGAUAUCCCCCAGUUCCUCGCCUCAGACCUCGAUCUCUCGCGCCUAAACAGAAUCCACUCGCAUCUCUGGAUGGCUGGACGACCUAUGCGCGCGCGUCCUCUCCACCGCUACCGCAUGCUGGGCUACGAAGUACUGGGCACAAUGCAAAUGGAUCUGCAUUUGCUCAAGUUCUCAAAUGAGAUCCUAAUCAAGCCGUUGCCAGAAUGGAUGGUUAGCUACGAGUUCUGGGCGCAGUACUUAUGCCACGACGGAGCGGGCGACCUGCACAAAAGCGCCUGUGGUUGGCUGCUGAGCUACAUCUGGCUUAUCACUACGCCGCUGGACCUCAAAUUUGCGCACGAGCACAGUCUGCUCCCAAGUUUCGUCACGUGGAUGUGGUGGAAAGAGUUUGUCGCGGAUUUUGUGUGCCAUGUGGAUGUCAAUGCGCUGGAUCAGGUGAACAUGCGGUACCAAUUUGGCGACUUGCGUCUCGGGCGCAUCAAUUCGAUUUACCGGUUUAGAUUCUGUUUCACGCAUUUUGUGCGCGGAUAUCUCUACGGGUAUAAUCGCUACGUGGUGUUUUUCGAGCGGAAUUUUAGCUGGAUCUUGGUUGUUUUUGUGUUUUUCAGCCUGGUGUUGAGCGCUAUGCAGGUCGGUGCUGGGCUGGAUGAGCUCAAGACCAACCAUGCAUUUCUGCAGGGGUCGUAUGUGUUUGUGGUGUUCAGUAUGAUGAGCGUUGUGGCUGUUUUGGCAGUUGUGUGCGUGUUCUUUGUAGUAAUAUUUCUGUUUAACAUGGCGGCUGCGAUUGGGCAUGCGAAGAGCGAGCAAAAGAAGAGGAAAAAGAUGGCGGAGGGGAGAAGCCAGGGGAAGGAAGUGUGA
Dothidotthia symphoricarpi CBS 119687 is the source of this 1080-nucleotide messenger RNA. RefSeq lists its product as uncharacterized. The record is from RefSeq and is a predicted model, not a curated record. Bases 1 to 1080 code for a protein of 359 amino acids. NCBI's taxonomy places the organism in Eukaryota, Fungi, Ascomycota, Dothideomycetes, Pleosporales, Dothidotthiaceae. The transcript has 2 exons.